ACACAGUAAAGGGGGCAUGCCGGGAAUUGUAGUCCCCUCAGGAAAGUAGCGUCUUGAUCAGUGUGGCGUGGUUCUGUACCUUGGGAGGAGAUGAAUGGGAAGCGGCCAGCGGACCCUGGCCCAGCCCGGGUGGGAAAAAAGGGAAAGAAGGAGGUGAUGGCGGAGUUUUCGGACGCUGUUACGGAAGAAACCUUGAAAAAGCAGGUGGCUGAGGCCUGGAGCCGCAGAACGCCGUUCAGUCACGAAGUCAUUGUCAUGGACAUGGACCCUUUUCUUCACUGCGUGAUCCCAAACUUCAUCCAAAGCCAAGACUUCUUGGAAGGGCUUCAGAAGGAACUGAUGAACUUGGACUUCCAUGAGAAGUAUAAUGAUUUAUAUAAGUUCCAGCAGGUAUUUAUUCCCCUGUACACAGAUUUCUAUGGGUCUCAUGGCCUUGCCUCCUCUUGGAUGUCUAAUCCCACACUGUGGCAUAACAAAUUAUCUUUUGUUUACAUUUCUAGGAAAAUUCUGUUUGAAGAUUUCCGGUCCUGGCUUUCUGAUAUUUCUAAAAUUGACCUGGAAUCAACCAUUGACAUGUCCUGUGCUAAAUAUGAAUUCACCGAUGCCCUGCUGUGCCAUGAUGAUGAGCUGGAAGGGCGCCGGAUCGCCUUCAUCCUAUACCUGGUUCCUCCCUGGGACAGGAGCCUGGGUGGUACCCUGGACCUGUACAGCAUUGAUGAACACUUUCAGCCGAAGCAGAUUGUCAAGUCUCUUAUCCCUUCGUGGAACAAACUGGUUUUCUUUGAAGUAUCUCCUGUGUCCUUUCACCAGGUAAAGAUUGAAUUAUUAACUCACAUUUUGCAUCUGCUGCCUCUUCAUAAGCAUGAGAUUUUGUAUGAUUGGAUCAACCCUACUUACCUGGACAUGGAUUACCAAGUUCAAAUUCAAGAAGAGUUUGAAGAAAGUUCUGAAAUUCUCCUGAAGGAGUUUCUUAAGCCUGAGAAAUUCGCAAAAGUCUGUGAGGCCUUGGAGCAUGGAGAUGUGGAAUGGAGUAGCCGAGGUCCCCCUAACAAAAGGUUUUAUGAGAAAGCUGAGGAGAGUAAGCUUCCUGAGAUAUUGAAGGAGUGCAUGAAGUUAUUUCGCUCUGAGGCACUAUUCUUGCUGCUCUCCAACUUCACAGGCCUGAAGCUUCAUUUCUUGGCCCCUUCGGAAGAAGAAGAGAUGAAUGACAAAAAAGAGGAAGAAGCCGCUGAUAGCACUGAAGAAGGGACUAGCCAUAGUCCUCCUGAGCCAGAGAAUAAUCAGACAGCCAUCAGCAACAACAGCCAACAGAACAAUGACCAGACAGACCCAGAGCCAGAGGAAAAUGAAACAAAGAAAGAAUCAAGUGUCCCCACAUGCCAAGGGGAACUGAGGCGUUGGAAGACCGGUCACUACACUUUAAUUCAUGACCAUAGCAAGGCUGAAUUUGCCCUAGACUUAAUUCUCUACUGUGGCUGUGAAGGCUGGGAGCCAGAAUAUGGUGGUUUUACUUCUUACAUUGCCAAAGGUGAAGAUGAAGAGCUGCUAACAGUGAAUCCAGAAAACAAUUCUUUGGCAUUGGUCUACAGAGAUAGAGAGACUCUGAAAUUUGUCAAGCAUAUUAACCACCGAAGCCUGGAACAAAAGAAAACCUUCCCAAACAGAACAGGUUUCUGGGACUUUUCAUUCAUAUAUUAUGAAUGACAGCACUGGACAAAGCUGAACAAAAACGUGACCCUUCAUCAGUACUGGGAAGUCUGGAAGAGCUAAGCAUGGAGUCAAGGAGAGCUACAUGGUAGCUUGCCUGACAGUGUUCUUAAAACUGGUUAUCUUUUACUAGGACUCAUAAUGAUUGUCCUCAACCAAGACCUUGAGCUUGGAGCUACCUACUUAUCUCUUGAUUAAAAAAAAAAAAAAAAAAAAAAGUUGGCUUUUUUAAAACAUUGAGUCCUUCUUUUUCCACAUUGGCUUCUUCAGUGAAUUUUUAACUUCAAUCUUUUUUUUAUUGAGGUAAAAUAUUUAUAACAUAAAAUUGACCAGCUUACCCAUUUUUAAAUAUGCAAUUCAGUGCAUUAAGUACAUUCCCCUUGUCCAGCCAUCACCAUCAUCCAUCACCAGAACUUUUCCAUCUUCCCAAAUUCUGUGCCCAUUGAACAAUAACUCCCCACCCCCCUUCCCCUAGCAACAGCCAUCCUUUUUGUCUCUGUCAUCAACUUCACUACUCAUAUUUCUCAUAUAAGUGGAAUCAUUCAGUAUUUGUCCUUUUGUAACUGGUUUCACUUAGCAUAAAGUCUUUAUGAU
Molecule: messenger RNA, 2301 nt
Organism: Mandrillus leucophaeus (drill)
Lineage: Eukaryota; Metazoa; Chordata; Mammalia; Primates; Cercopithecidae
Gene: OGFOD1
Product: 2-oxoglutarate and iron-dependent oxygenase domain containing 1
Exons: 12
Coding region: 91-1704 (537 amino acids)
Biological process (GO): peptidyl-proline hydroxylation; regulation of translational termination
Cellular component (GO): cytoplasm
Molecular function (GO): L-ascorbic acid binding; peptidyl-proline dioxygenase activity; iron ion binding
Source: RefSeq, a predicted model, not a curated record